CAAUCCUCCGGGAAGAAGAGGAAGGUUGUCUCUGGCGGAGGAGGAGGAGGCAGGUUGGGUUUUUGCACCGAAGCCCGGUUCUCUCGCUCUCCCUCCGAUGGUGCCCUCCCGACUCCUGUCGCUUCACCGCCUGCUGCGUUGGCCAUCCCUGGCCGCUGCCUACUCGGCAGGGGGCGGCCCUUCCAUGGAGAAGCCGGUGGAGUCGGCCAUCCGGGCCAAGCUCCAAGAGGCCCUGCAGCCCGUCCACCUGGAAGUCAUUGACGACAGCCACAUGCACGCCGUGCCCCGGGGGGCCGAGACCCACUUCCGGGUGGUGGUGGCCAGCCGCUGCUUCGAGGGUCUUCCGCUCAUCCACCGCCACCGGCUGGUGAACGACAUCUUGCAAGAAGAGCUGGCCGGCCCCGUCCACGCCCUCUCCAUCCAAGCCAAGACCCCGCAGCAGUGGGAGAAGAACCCCGUGGUGGUCCAGAGCCCGGAGUGCCUUGGCGGAUCCAAGCAUGACCCGCACAUGGUGGGCAAAGUGGGAAAGCGGGACUAACGUCAGCCGGGGGAGGAUGGGGCUCGCAGGAGCCAUGGGGAGGGGCUGGGGGGGGCCCUGACCGCCUUGGCAGCUGGAACCGGUCUGCCGCUGCCACCCGAAAGCUUCGCCUCACUGCCGUCCCUUGGAGGAAUGUUUCCUGGCCAGCGGUCUUUGCUCGGCUGGCUUUGCUCCUGCGGGCUCUCUCGUUUCUCUCGCAGGAAGGGGCUUGGGCUUCCUCAAGAAGAGAUCGGGGUUUUGUGUUCUCCAAAGCAAAUUAAACAUCUCUGUCUCAUUAAAA
Eublepharis macularius is the source of this 818-nucleotide messenger RNA. It is a transcript of the gene BOLA1, whose product is annotated as bolA family member 1. Bases 98 to 538 code for a protein of 146 amino acids. Gene Ontology annotation, cellular component: mitochondrion. The transcript is spliced from 2 exons. The record is from RefSeq and is a predicted model, not a curated record. Lineage: Eukaryota; Metazoa; Chordata; Lepidosauria; Squamata; Eublepharidae.